This is a messenger RNA of Sclerotinia trifoliorum, 1362 nucleotides long. NCBI's taxonomy places the organism in Eukaryota, Fungi, Ascomycota, Leotiomycetes, Helotiales, Sclerotiniaceae. The record is from the annotation of a GenBank genome assembly.
AAGCACGCACCAACCACUCAUUCAAGCGUCACGAUAAUUCCCUUCCGCCAUCUUUUUCUACCUACACAUACAUAUGUGUUUUCUACAACCGCAAUUCUUGCGACUUUCGUCUAAACAUAGUAUACUACGAAACCCUCCAUUCGUUUCUUCUUUUUCUUUUCCUAUCCCUAGGAAUUGUUCGCGCGCCGCUAGUACGGGUGGAAUUUCUAAAUUUGCAGUUAUGUCUCGUAGGUUCCUUUUUGUUGAAUUUUAAGAACUGGUGAUUUGGAGGAUUGAGAAUCGAGGAUUGAGGAUUGAGGAUUGAAGAUUGAGGAUUGAGGAUUGAAGAUUGAGGAUUGAGGAUUGAGGAUUGAGGAUUGAGGAUUGAGAAUUGAGAAUUGGAGAAUAGGAAGAAGGAAGAAAAGAACUCAAACCUAACAAACUCACCAGCAACCCCCCCAACCACCAACCCCAUCAUCAUCAGCGGUCCCUCGGGCGUCGGCAAAGGAACACUCUAUUCGCGACUCCUAGCCAACCAUCCCAAUCUCUUCACCACAUCUAUUUCGCACACGACGCGAGCGCCGCGUCCAGGAGAGACGCGCGAUGUCGAUUAUUAUUUUGUGCCCAUGGAGGAAUUCGAGGCGAUGAUUGCGAAGGGCGAUUUUGUUGAACAUGCUAUGUUUGGUGGGAAUAGGUAUGGUACGAGUCGGAAGAUGAUUGAGGAGAAGAGGGGGGAGGGGAAGAUUGUUGUGUUGGAUAUUGAGAUGGAGGUUUGUGGUUACCCUUUCUUUUGUUUGUUGAGAAAAGAGCGCGGGAAGGGUGAGAGGUGUUUGCACUGCUUGCUUGUUGAAGUUCAGAAUGUGGUGAGUAGUAUGAUACUAAUCGAAUAUAGGGAGUCAAACAAAUUCAUUCUCUCAACCCUCCAUUUCCGGCUAGAUAUAUAUUUAUUUCUCCUCCUUCUACUGCAGAUAUGUCUGCAUACGAGGUUUUGGAGGAGAGACUCAGGGGAAGAGGUACGGAGAAGGAAGAAUCGAUUCAGAAACGUUUGGCACAGGCGAAGCUCGAAUUGGAAUAUUCGAAGACGGAGGGUGUGCAUGAUAAGAUUAUUGUGAAUGAUGAUUUAGAGGUUGCGUAUAAGGAAUUGGAGGACUACAUUUUUGGAACUAGGGCUUAGAGGGUAUGGAUUCUGCUGGUAAAAGGUACAGGGUAGAAGGCUGAUGUGGGAUCGUUCGAGCAUGGGCAGAGAUGAUUGCUACUGAAAAAUUCCUUUGCAGCACCUGAAAGUUAUCAAGUUCAUACAUAGAUUGCAGAGGGUCUAUACAUCGGAUUCGGUGGACAUAGAAAGAGUUAUACAUAGACAAAAGUGUUCAUAGAGUAUCAACC